Lasiodiplodia theobromae is the source of this 1638-nucleotide messenger RNA. RefSeq names its product NADPh oxidase. Gene Ontology annotation, cellular component: plasma membrane; NADPH oxidase complex. The transcript has 4 exons. Gene Ontology annotation, molecular function: superoxide-generating NAD(P)H oxidase activity. Bases 1 to 1638 code for a protein of 545 amino acids. The record is from RefSeq and is a predicted model, not a curated record. NCBI's taxonomy places the organism in Eukaryota, Fungi, Ascomycota, Dothideomycetes, Botryosphaeriales, Botryosphaeriaceae. Gene Ontology annotation, biological process: superoxide anion generation; defense response.
AUGGGUUCCCAAAUCCGGUGGAAGUCUCACCUCGAGCCGCGGAAGCUCGUCUUCUACUUCUUCUUCUACGGGCUGCACAUUUUCCUGUUCGCAUAUGGCUGGUACAAGCAGGCCUCGGACCCGCGUCUGGCACCGCUGAACCUGCUCAGAUUCUCGGUUUGGAUCUCUCGUGGCGCCGGCCUCGUGCUGACGGUCGACACGAUGCUGAUCGUCUUGCCCAUGUGCCGGACGCUUCUGCGCUUGAUCCGGCCCAAGAUCCGCUGGCUACCCCUGGACGAGUCGAUCUGGUUCCACCGCCAAGUGGCGUACAGCAUGGUCUUCUGGACUGUGGUCCACACGUGCGGCCACUACGUGAACUUCUUCAACGUCGAAGCGACCCAAGUGCGGCCAGAGCUCGCAGUGCAGAUCCACUACACGCAGCCGGGCGGCAUCACCGGACACGUGAUGCUGCUGUGCAUGCUGCUCAUCUACACGACGGCGCACGCCAAGAUCCGCCAGCAGUCGUUCGAGACGUUCUGGUACACGCACCACCUGUUCAUCCCCUUCCUGCUGGCCAUGUACACGCACGCCACCGGCUGCUUCGUGCGCGACACGGCCGACCCCAUCUCGCCGCUGGCCGGCGAGCAGUUCUGGAAGCACUGCCUCGGCUACAACGGCUGGCGGUGGGAGCUCGUUGGCGGCGGUCUGUACCUGAUCGAGCGGCUGUACCGCGAGGUGCGGGCGCGGCGGGAGACGAAGAUCGUGAAGGUGGUGAGGCACCCGUACGAGGCCGUCGAGAUCCAGUUCGUCAAGCCGUCGUUCAAGUACCGCGCCGGCCAGUGGCUCUUCCUCAACUGCCCGUCGGUCAGCUCGCAGCAGUGGCACCCCUUCACCAUCACCUCGUGCCCCUACGACCCGUACGUGUCGGUGCACAUGAAGCACGUCGGCGACUGGACCCGCGACUUCGCCAACGCCGUCGGUGCCGGUCCCGCCCAGGCCGAGUUCUACGACGGCAUCGACCCGCUCGGCAUCUACGAGGUCGCCCUGCAGGCCGGCCAGGAGAUGCCCGCCAUCCGCGUCGACGGGCCGUACGGCGCCCCCGCCGAGGACGUGUUUGAGAACGAGAUCGCCGUGCUGAUCGGCACGGGCAUCGGCGUGACGCCGUGGGCGAGCGUGCUGAAGAACAUCUACCACGAGCGGACCAAGGGUGCCCUGAAGCGCCUGCGCAGGGUCGAGUUCGUGUGGAUCUGCAAGGACACGCGCGCCUUCGAGUGGUUCCAGGCCCUGCUGGCCUCGCUCGAGCAGCUCGAUGCCACCGGCGCCUUCCUCAACAUCCACAUCUACCUGACCCAGAAGAUCGACGCCGACACGGCAAACAACAUCGUGCUGAACAGCGUCGGCACCGACAUGGAUCCCCUGACCCAGCUGAAGGGCCGCACCAACUUUGGCAGGCCCGACUUCAACAAGUUCUUGGGCGGCUUGCGCGACGGUAUCACAAGCCAGGGCCCCGAGUUCAUGGCCGGCUUGGAGAGCAGCCUGAAGACGACCGUGGGCGUGUAUUUCUGCGGCCCCACCGUCGCUGCGAGGGAUAUCAAGCGCGCGUGCAAGGAGACUUCGAGUCCGGACGUGAGCUUCAAGUUCUGGAAGGAGCAUUUCUAA